AUGGCGAAGAAAAACAACCGGAGCGCUAUACAGAAGCGCUAUAACAUCGUUAAGAAGCAACAGAUGGACCAAGAGCGCAAGCGAGAGGAGCGACGCCGCUACAAACAGCUAUGCCAUGGAGUAACCAGUCAGCUUCGUUCUGUCAAUGUUGGGACCUCUUUUGCUACACCCUCCGAUGCGCCCAUAGAGGACGUCGAAAUGAAAGAUGCUAAACCAGCUGGACGCGGCUGUAAUUUCAUUAGAGGGCAACCUGAUGGCCACUUUUUAACAGCACGACGGAAAAAGGUUCUCAAACAAGCACUAAAGCGCCGCCGCAAAGUCGGCACAUGA
Babesia sp. Xinjiang is the source of this 330-nucleotide messenger RNA. RefSeq lists its product as uncharacterized. Lineage: Eukaryota; Apicomplexa; Aconoidasida; Piroplasmida; Babesiidae. The record is from RefSeq and is a predicted model, not a curated record. Bases 1 to 330 code for a protein of 109 amino acids. The transcript is spliced from 2 exons.